Messenger RNA from Pisolithus orientalis, 2174 nucleotides. RefSeq names its product glycoside hydrolase family 20 protein. Bases 462 to 2150 code for a protein of 562 amino acids. Gene Ontology annotation, cellular component: membrane. Lineage: Eukaryota; Fungi; Basidiomycota; Agaricomycetes; Boletales; Pisolithaceae. Gene Ontology annotation, biological process: carbohydrate metabolic process; glycosaminoglycan metabolic process. The record is from RefSeq and is a predicted model, not a curated record. The transcript is spliced from 12 exons. Gene Ontology annotation, molecular function: beta-N-acetylhexosaminidase activity.
AUUCCUCCGACUUGACUUGGUGCUGGCCCCUUUGGUAGCCUUGAGUAGAAAUUUACGAGGGGUGCUAGCCCUUCACCAGAACCUGCCGACUAAAGAAGGCUCAAGACACAGCUAGCAAUCUGAACGCACCACAAGUUUCAGUGUAGCAAUUUUGGGAGGAAUAAGGUUUCCCAGCUGGCGGCGGACGAGGGAGGGCUGCAUACUUUGGUUUGUAGUCUAACGAGCGGCAGCGGAACUUGCGGUUAGACUCGGGCAACUUGGUUGGUCUUGUUUGCGCGUCGGACGAUGUUGGCUUCCCCGACUCCCACGAUAGCAGCCGGAACACGUGAUCGUUCUUCGACCUCCAGGGUGAGAUCAAGUGAGACUGAGGAGGAGGAGGGGAACUGGCGUGAGGGGUUCCAGCCCCGUGGUGAUAUAAAGGUCUUUUUCUCCCUUAAGUUAUUUACCUACUAACCACCAUCAUGGUCCUUAGUCCCUCUAGGUUGUUGGCGUUUGCUACCUUGCUUAGUCCAUUUGCACAGACAGUAUGGGCGCUCUGGCCCAUCCCAGCCUCUCUAGAAACUGGAACGACCGCGUUGAUGCUAUCCCCCUCUUUCUCGAUCGACGUCGCAGUCCCCAAUAACCCGUCGGAUCUCCUUCAAGCAGUUGCUCAGACUCAGUCAUACCUUCAGAACGACAAGCUUGGCCGCCUAGUCGUUGGACGUGGCGUUAGCGAUAGUUAUGCCAUUCGGAAUGCAAAGGCCCUCUUAUCCUUGAAAUUGACACUUAUGGAAGGUAGUCAAGUCGGGAGUAUCUCUUCCGAGGCGGUGAAGCCCUUGGGCACUCGCAGCGAAGAAUACACCCUUGUCGUUCCCCAAGACGGGAGCCAUGCCACCCUGACAGCGAAUUCCACGCUUGGCCUCUAUAGAGGUCUCACAACUUUUACCCAGUUGUGGUACUAUUAUGAAGGCGUGAUCUACACUCUUCUUUCCCCAAUAAAGAUUGUCGACGAACCCGCCUAUCCCUAUCGCGGUUUUGCGCUUGAUACAGCUAGGAACUACUUUCCUGUCACAGACCUAACCAGAACUUUGGACGCAAUGAGCUGGGUCAAGCUAAACAUGUUCCAUUGGCAUAUCACAGACAGUCAGAGUUUCCCUCUCCAAGUCUCCCUGUAUCCAGAACUUGCCAAUAAUGGUGCCUACUCCCCCCAAGAGGUGUACACCGAAAGUGACGUCCAGUAUAUAGUGUCAUACGCUGCUGCGCGUGGUAUUGAUGUGCUGCUAGAAAUUGAUACUCCAGGUCAUACUGCUAUCAUCGGAACUUCUUAUCCUGAUUACGUAGCUUGCUUCGAUGCGUCACCCUGGGCCACCUACGCGAACGAACCCCCCGCUGGCCAACUUCGCUUCGCAGUCCCCGAAGUGGUCAACUUUACUGCAUCUCUACUCUCCAGUGUUGCUCAAACCCUCAUGUCCAAAUACUUUAGCACCGGAGGCGACGAACUGAACACGAACUGCUACGUGAACGACUCUGUGACACAACAGCAACUGAACCAAACAGGCAUGACGCUCAACGCUGCGCUCGAUACUUUUACGCAGGCGACACAUGGGGCACUCAUCGCCCAGGGGAAGACCCCAGUGGUUUGGGAAGAGAUGGUUCUGAAUUGGAACCUGACACUAUCAAACGAAACAAUUGUAAUGGUCUGGAUCUCCUCAGCAGAUGCUGCAGCUGUAGUUGAGAAGGGAUUCCGCAUCGUGCAAGCGCCCUCCAACUACUUUUACCUAGACUGUGGUGCCGGGGGAUGGAUUGGAGACGAUCCAACUGGGAACAGCUGGUGCGAUCCAUUCAAGACUUGGUCCGAGUCCUACACGUUUGACCCCCUUGCCAACUUGACGGAGACUCAAUAUCCUCUCGUUCUUGGUGGAGAGCAACUCCUCUGGACAGAACAAUCGGGUCCUCAAAAUCUCGACUCCAUUGUAUGGCCUCGAGCUGCGUCUUCUGCUGAGAUCUUCUGGAGCGCCAAGCAGCCAGGUGGCGCUCCUCUCAACGUCUCAGAGGCACUUCCGCGUCUGCAGGACAUUCGAUACAGAAUGGUCCAACGAGGUAUCAACGCUAUACAACUCCAACCACAGUGGUGUGCUCUGCGUCCAUAUGCAUGCGACUUGGACGCAUGAAUGAGCGCCAUCCGUACAAUGGCC